Molecule: messenger RNA, 5565 nt
Organism: Delphinapterus leucas (beluga whale)
Lineage: Eukaryota; Metazoa; Chordata; Mammalia; Artiodactyla; Monodontidae
Gene: SNX27
Product: sorting nexin 27
Biological process (GO): intracellular protein transport; signal transduction; endocytic recycling
Cellular component (GO): early endosome
Molecular function (GO): phosphatidylinositol-3-phosphate binding; protein binding
Source: RefSeq, a predicted model, not a curated record
CGCCGUCGGCGGAGCGGGCGCGCGCGCCGGGGGUCGCGCGGCUGCUGAGAAGGCCGAGCACGCGCGGAGGGAGUGGAGGCGUAGGGUGGUGGGAGUACGGCUUGCUCGCUCGCAAGAUGGCGGAUGAGGACGGGGAAGGGAUUCACCCCUCAGCCCCUCACAGGAACGGAGGUGGCGGCGGCGGCGGCGGUGGGGGGUCUGGGCUCCACUGCGCCGGGAACGGCGGCGGGGGAGGCGGCGGCCCGCGGGUUGUGCGCAUCGUCAAGUCCGAGUCCGGCUACGGCUUCAACGUGCGGGGCCAAGUGAGCGAGGGCGGGCAACUGCGGAGCAUCAACGGGGAGCUGUACGCGCCGCUGCAGCAUGUGAGCGCCGUGCUGCCCGGGGGGGCGGCCGACCGGGCCGGGGUGCGCAAGGGGGACCGCAUUCUGGAGGUGAACGGCGUGAAUGUUGAGGGGGCGACACACAAGCAGGUGGUGGACCUGAUCCGAGCAGGCGAGAAGGAAUUGAUCUUGACAGUGUUAUCUGUACCUCCUCAUGAGGCAGAUAACCUAGAUCCCAGUGACGACUCGUUGGGACAGUCAUUUUAUGAUUACACAGAAAAGCAAGCAGUGCCCAUAUCGGUCCCCACAUACAAACAUGUGGAGCAGAAUGGUGAGAAGUUUGUGGUAUACAAUGUUUACAUGGCAGGGAGGCAGUUGUGUUCUAAGCGGUACCGGGAAUUUGCCAUCCUACACCAGAACCUGAAGAGAGAGUUUGCCAACUUUACAUUUCCCCGACUUCCAGGGAAGUGGCCAUUCUCUUUAUCAGAACAGCAAUUAGAUGCCCGACGUCGGGGGUUGGAAGAAUAUCUAGAAAAAGUGUGCUCAAUACGAGUCAUUGGUGAGAGUGACAUCAUGCAGGAAUUCCUAUCAGAAUCAGAUGAGAACUACAAUGGUGUGUCUGACGUAGAGCUGAGAGUAGCAUUACCAGAUGGAACCACAGUUACAGUCAGGGUUAAAAAGAACAGUACUACAGACCAAGUAUAUCAGGCUAUUGCAGCAAAGGUUGGCAUGGACAGUACGACAGUGAAUUAUUUUGCCUUAUUUGAAGUGAUCAAUCAUUCCUUUGUACGUAAGCUGGCACCUAAUGAAUUUCCUCAUAAACUAUACGUCCAGAAUUACACAUCAGCUGUGCCAGGCACCUGCCUAACCAUUCGAAAGUGGCUUUUUACGACAGAAGAAGAAAUCCUCUUAAAUGACAAUGACCUUGCUGUUACCUACUUCUUUCAUCAGGCUGUUGAUGAUGUGAAAAAAGGUUACAUCAAAGCAGAGGAAAAAUCCUACCAAUUACAGAAGCUGUAUGAACAAAGGAAAAUGGUCAUGUACCUCAACAUGCUAAGGACUUGUGAGGGCUACAAUGAAAUCAUCUUCCCCCACUGUGCCUGCGACUCCAGGAGAAAGGGGCAUGUUAUCACAGCCAUCAGCAUCACGCACUUUAAACUGCAUGCCUGCACUGAAGAAGGACAGCUGGAGAACCAGGUAAUAGCAUUUGAAUGGGAUGAGAUGCAACGAUGGGAUACAGAUGAAGAAGGAAUGGCCUUCUGUUUUGAAUAUGCUCGAGGAGAGAAGAAGCCUCGAUGGGUUAAAAUCUUCACACCAUAUUUCAAUUACAUGCAUGAAUGCUUCGAGAGGGUGUUCUGCGAGCUCAAGUGGAGAAAAGAGAACAUUUUCCAGAUGGCGAGGUCACAGCAGAGAGAUGUGGCCACCUAGCCUUUCGUUACCCUCUUCCCUUCUCUUCACCCUCAUCCUCUUAUCCCUUUCGUCUCCCAUGUCAGACAGAGUAACCAUUAACACGAAAGAAGAGAAAAAGGAAAAAAGUCAUUAUAUUCAAAAGCCCUAAACUAAAUAUUAUUAAUAAUGCCUCUGAAUUUCAUAUCUCUGGAAUUGAGCUGGUAGAGAACAACAGAUGGGUCAGCACCAGGAGUCAACUGAGUUAAGACAGGAAAAGAAGUAAGCCCAACCAACUCGCCAAAGGUAUCUUUGUCUUUUCAACUGGGCCUCAUACCAACAGACUCUCCUUGUACUAUAUUUUUAGAACUGGAACUAUGAACUCCAUCCAUUUGCACUGUUCAGGCAUAUAUAUGUAUGUAUGUAAAAAUUAUAUAUACACAAAUCAGCUGCACGUAUAUACAUAUAUAUAUUUCUUUUUAAAUUUCAUAUUGAUGGCAGUACCUUUUUUAGCUUGUGUUUUUACACACCUUUCACUAGAAUUCAUGACUUCUCUCUUGCUCUCUUUAUUUUGAAACAAACUUUAAAAAGGAAAAAAAAAAUUUACAGGGAAAAAUACCUCUCCUCAUGAAGGACUCGAAAAGUUUACAACCUGCUUGGGUUUUUCCCCCCUUUUUUGUAUUGAAUGAAGAUUCUGGAUCAUGGGUUGCCAUAGAGUCUGAGGAGCAAGGAGCAUAGUUUCUUUAUCUUCCAAGAGGCUGCUGGGGAGGAGAAAGAGGUGUUUCUCAAGGGCAGCAAGGCUGCAGAUUUGCAGCGAGAGUCUAAAGACUUGGUGUGGUCUCUCUUGAUUCCAAGACAACUUUCCUGGUCCAUCUCUGUCUCUUCCACUCAUGGCUUUUAGCCACAUUCCACAUCUUCCUGCUUCCCGAGGGCCCCCUGUAUGCUUUCCCUCAACAGGCCUAGAAUGAAGGGGAGGGCGGGCUCAGGAGGUUGACGCCACAGACACCUGAAACACUUAGUGGUCAUGAUUUCCCAUUUCCCUGCUCUUUCUGAAGCAGGGAUGGUACUUGGGACCAGAGUUAAAGCUGAUACCUUUAGGCACAAAGAUUGGACUUAAGUAGGGGGAAGGAAAGAAGAAAGUCCCUAUGAAUAUAAGCUUGUCCCUACUCCAUUGCUGACCAAUAACCACCCAUAACUAUUACAUUCUCUGUGACUUCCUUAAACGCCCAUGUUGGGGAAGGAUCUGACAGCAUCCCCAAGGCCUUGGGGAAACUUGGAAGGGUCGGUGGCCCGUGCCGGGCAAACCAUACCCCGUCCAAGCCAGCUGAGGACCCAGGAAGGAGCAGUAGUAAUAUGGGUGAUUUGGGUUGGAUCUCAGCUUUGAAUUAAAAGGAACCUGAAGGAAAAUCUUUUUGUCCCUCAAAGAGCUCCUCAUCUGAUCUUGCAGUUAGACCUUUUGAGACCUGAGAGCUACAUCCCAGGAUCUGGGGCCAGGGCUGACUGGGGUAGAGCAACAUUCUCAACCCCCAGCCUCCAAGGGUACUGCAUUGGGAGCUCUGAUGCAGUCAGGCUCCGAUGCCCCUGAAACAUUUUUGAGCCUUCUUUACUUUUUUCCUUCUCUACCUUCUAAACAGAAACCUCCAUAGAAUGGCAUCUUUGCUUUGUCUAACUGGGAGGCAGCCAUAGUUGGUUGUAGUCAACUCCACUGAGCAGUGUUGGGGUGGCUUGAAGCUUCUGUUUUUGUAACUUGUUUUUGCAGAUUGUUGUGAGGCCACUUUGCUUUCCGUCUCACUCUGUUGUCUUGGCAGGCGCUUGCCCCAGGGGGUGUGGGAUCGUAUAGGACAUCCUAUCUUUCCUCACCUUCUCCAAACCCAGGUGGAAUCACAGAGUGCAAAAUGUAAGAAAGCUGAAUGUUUAAAAUUGCAGAGAGUGAUCCCUGAUUUGGAGGCUUUGGCACAGAAUUAACUUCUUCUGGCUUAAAUGAAUUUAAUAAUGAGCCAAAGGACCCUGGAAAGAAGGUAUGUUGAUUGCCCACUCCAAGAUGCUGAAGAGGCUUUUGGCACCAGCUUUGUUCAAACUUUAAAAAUAGCAGUUUGCCCCUAUUCCUUCAGAGUGGGAGAGGAAUGAACAAAUCUGGGAGUCCGUGGGAAGCUCAGAUGCUGACCUGUGAUGUGAGAGUAGCGGGGAUGCCUUUAGCAUGCAUAGACGCUGCUCCUGUGUCGUUCUGACCUGGCACUCACUUGGUGCUUGGAGAUUGGGUGAGGGCCCUGUAGGUAGUUAGCCUGUUUAGCCCCUGCUUGAGGCUGUACCACUAACAAAGCCCCAGCUACAGUGAGAAGGGGAAAGCAGGGAAGCCCUGGAGGACAGCGCCUUCUUCUCUCCCACCCACAGCAGCGUCCUGCAAUGGAGGCAGAGGUCGCUGUGGCUGUACAGCUCCAUCCAGUCAAGCUCUUCUUUGCACGAAGCAGUGUUAGUGUGAUACCCUUUCCCCCUUGCUCUGCACUUCCUUUCUUGAAUCCCUACCACCUUUCUCAGUCCAGGGUUCUGCCCAGGGAGUCUUCUGCUCAGUCUCUUUUUGCAGUUUGUCUCCGGGAAAUAGAGAGGCUCCCCUUUCCCCCUGCUUUGCCCCAGCAGAGCCAGCAGGAUCUCCCUGGUCUCUUGUUGUCCUCCCUUCCCAACAGAGAGUUUCUAUCCAUAAAAACUCAGAGUUUUUAUGGAUCAGGAGAAAAUGCAGGCCCUGAGACACCUAUCCCUGCAGAAGGGGUUCCCUUGGGCCAUACUUUGGGUUUUCUGCUCCUUAUAUUUUUAUUUUACUCUCCAUUUUUCUGCCCUCCCCUUGCCCUAGGUCUAAGCUCAGCACAGGCGAGUGCUCGGGGCAGCUCCUAGGCCUGGACAGCUCUCAGGGAGGAAUUAGAGAAAUGUUCAGCAUCCCCGUGCCUGGCCCAUCCAGUUUCAUCCUUUAGUUACGCAGGCCAGUAGCUUUGGGUUAUCCCUUCUUACAUCUCCAAACCCAGUGCUUGGAGCAGCAGCUCUAACAGGAGGUGAUACCUCUCUCUUUCAUUUCAGAAUUUGCCAGCUUAGGGGCCUGGCUCUUGAAGGCAGUUUUCUUAAAGGGGACUGCAUCCUGGGUGACCCGAAGUCUCCAGACCUAGAGGGACAACUGUGCCCUCCCUUCUCUGCUUCAUGUUCUCUGGCUGGAUUGAUUCAGCGGUAGAAACCAUUUGGUCUUUUGCACCCCAGCAUACCGCUAGGUUCCUUCCAGAGUCACUGUGUCACAUUAGCUUCCUUUUGGAGGGAGGGUGAUGUGGGUAAAUACUCAGAUAGCAGAGGCAGUGGGUGUGCAUCUUUAGUUCCCCAUCUUCCAGUUUCACCUCCUGCCCUUCUCUUGCCCUAAACCUGAGCACAUCAUGCCAGGCCUCACUCAUACAGGAUGGUGUCAGCUUACUCCUCAGCAGUAAUCUAGGGUGUGUGGGAAGCUUAAGGCUCUGGGGAAGAACAGAAUCAAAGAGGGGAUGAUGUGGGUGGAGGCACUGGCCAACUAACUGCUAAACUUGGACACCAGUUUUAUAUCACAUCCCCCUUUGUAAGCCAGUGAGCAGGGCUUCAGUUUUCCCCAGACCAUGCACACUUUUAAUUUAUUUGAGAGAAACUCUAAUUGUAUUUUCACUGCAGUAUCUUGUAUUUUUUAUUUGUGAUUUAAGAAAUGUGAAGAGAAAAUACACAGACACAUAAUGGCUAACAGUGUUUCUUUCAUUCCUUGUUCUAGAGCUAACCACUCUAAAAUUGUUUGGUAAUGUCACUUAGUGUAAUUAAUUGUAACAUAUUCUUUUAAAUAAAUUGAUUUAUUGAUGAAACUAUU